Eucalyptus grandis is the source of this 727-nucleotide messenger RNA. RefSeq lists its product as uncharacterized. The transcript has a single exon. The coding region runs from base 191 to 715 and encodes 174 amino acids. Gene Ontology annotation, molecular function: acyltransferase activity, transferring groups other than amino-acyl groups. The record is from RefSeq and is a predicted model, not a curated record. Lineage: Eukaryota; Viridiplantae; Streptophyta; Magnoliopsida; Myrtales; Myrtaceae.
UAGCAGCCUCUCUCUAUCGUUAGACCAUUAGAAAAUUCAGCCAUCCAGGCCAUUCAAGCUCCUGUGCAUUUUCGUCCGUGGCGACUGUUUAUGUUUCCUUGCGUCCCGCGGCCGGCGACUUCGGACACCUCUCCGGCCAGCCCACCUUCCUUCCGAACUCCGAGUUUUACCUUCCCCUCUCCCGUUUUGCAUGGAUCCCUCGCCCUCCGCAAUCACUCUCCGACCGUUCGAACUCUCCGACGCCAGCGACUUCCUCUUGUGGGCUGGCGACGACAGGGUCACCCGCUACCUCCGCUGGGACUCCAUCACCUCCCUGGAGGCUGCUGAGUCUUACCUCCGGAACGUCGCCAUCCCCCACCCGUGUCGCCGCUCCAUCUGCCUCGGUGGCCACUCGAUCGGGUACGUCUCCGUCAGGCCUGGGUCCGGCGACGAGCGGUGCCGCGCCCACGUCAGUUACGCCGUGGGGGCCGAGUUCUGGGGGCGGGGGUUUGCGACGGCAGCGCUGAGGAUGGCCGCCCGCCGCGUCUUCGACGAAAUGCCCGAUCUGGUGAGGCUGGAGGCGUUUGUGGAAGUGGAGAAUAAAGGGUCGCAGAGGGUUCUGGAGAAGGUUGGGUUUGUGAAGGAAGGGCUGCUGAGGAAGUAUGGGAUUUGCAAAGGCGAGGUCAGGGACAUGUACGUCUACAGCUUGUUGUCCACGGAUGAGAUUUUGGGUUGAUCACAGAAAGAG